Pseudozyma hubeiensis SY62 is the source of this 2766-nucleotide messenger RNA. Its product is annotated as major facilitator super. Lineage: Eukaryota; Fungi; Basidiomycota; Ustilaginomycetes; Ustilaginales; Ustilaginaceae. Gene Ontology annotation, biological process: transmembrane transport. The transcript has a single exon. The record is from RefSeq and is a predicted model, not a curated record. Bases 1 to 2766 code for a protein of 921 amino acids. Gene Ontology annotation, molecular function: transmembrane transporter activity.
AUGCCAAGCAGCACUAGCGGCCGUCGUACUCGGGGCAAACGCUCCGAAGAUUGCCACAGUCUGGCCGGUCUGACUCGGCAGGACGUUGAGAGCGAUGGUGAAGCCAAGCAGGAGGACGAAAGCGCAGACUGGGACCACGGCAUCGAUCUCUAUUCCAGAUACCUCGGCUUGAACAGCGCUGAAGGAGACCGGACUCUGCAGCGGGAGCAAGAUCGGCGUCUUGGGCCAAGAGGCCGUUCAGUAACCUUUGAUGAGACGACCAGCGUGCUUGACAACACAGAGGCGGUGGUCGCGAGGCGGCAAGCGUACUGUGAGCAGUGGCGGCAACGAACGGCCGCGAAGGACAGCUCUCAGCCAGAUGAGCAGUGGCAGCUGCAGCAUGCACCUCCGGCAAUCGUUCGCAGCGGCGGUGACAACAACCGUGUCGCUCCAUCUUUAGCUUCCAAGCUUCGAAACCUUGUUCCACCGCCUCUUCCACCCCCUAGAAACUCGAUCUUGCCGCCGACGCCACUCAACCCUGCGCUUAGCGGAAAUCAUCAGAUCGUUGAUUUCAGUGUCCGAGGCGGUCCACUCUUUGUCGAAAUCAAGGGUACCUCCGGUGUUCAACGGAGACCUCCUUCCAGCCGGCUAGAACCGCCGACACAGCAGCCGGAAGCGCAAUCGCUCGAACUCCCCUCAGAUUCGCGAAGGCACGGUCGUUCCAACUGGGUCUUCUUUGACGCUGAUCCCUUGCAGCUUUCCUCUCCACCCUCUCCUCCCGAGCAACAACAACUUCAUCAACUCAAGCCAAGCCCUUCUUCUCGCCACCACUCCACAUCCUCGUCUGUCGAGCUCUCUGCAUCCAACGCAGUUCUACGCCAGCGACUCAUAGCUCAAACAUCCGUCGUCGCCAGCGAGGCCUCCCUUUCGAGCUGGUCGAUCAUGUCCGACGAGAAGCGCGCCUCGAUCGAGGUGCCGGACAGCCCUGGGAGCUACUCGACCGCCAACGCUCCUGGCCUCUACAAGUCGAGCGAUGCGUCUAGCGUCCCCGCGUAUCCGUAUCGGGAAAAGGCGAACAUUUCCGAGAGCCCAUCACAAGAUACAUCUCCUGACUCCACGGCGAGCGCCACCCCUACCGAGACGGAAAGCGAACUCGGCCCGAGGGUGAAGAAAGACCUGCGGUUCUGGAUGAUCUUCAGCGCGCUCAUGCUGAUCGCCUUCAUCGCGGCACUCGACAUGACCAUGAUCAGCACGGCGCUACCCUCGAUCACCUCGGACCUUCCUCCGUCGACGAUCGCCGCCAACUGGGUCACUUCGGCCUUCCUCCUGCCCAUGGUGGCCUCGCAACCCAUCUUUGGCGGUCUCUCGUGUUCGAUCGGUCGUCCGUGGUCGAUCAACUCUGCGCUCGUCAUCUUUCUGGUGGGGAGCGUGGUGUGCGCCACGUCCAAGAGCUUCUUGAUGCUGGUGGUGGGCAGAGGUAUUCAGGGGUUGGGCGGAGGGGGGAUCCACGCCAUGUGCGAGAUCAUCAUGUCGGAUCUGACGACGUUGAGGGAGAGAGGGUUGUACUUUGGUCUGAUCGCCUUGGUCUUUGCGGUGGCAGGGUUCGCAGCUCCCGUGCUGGGUGGUGCUUUUAGCGAACACUCUUGGCCUUGGAUCUUUUGGAUCAAUCUGCCGAUCGGCGCGGUAGCACUGGUCAUGUUGAUCGUCUUCCUCAAGAUCAAAGUCCCACUGCUGACAGGCAAGGAGAGGUGGCAGAGGCUGGACCUGGUGGGAAACGCUAUUCUGUUCGGCUCGGUCACUUCGAUCCUGAUCGCGGUGACCGAGGGUGGAAUCAAGUACCCUUGGUCAUCGUGGCAGAUUUGGGUGCCACUCGUCGUCGGACUGUUGGGUAUGGGCUUGUUCCUCGUGAUCGAAUGGGUGCCCAACCGCAUCUCCCCCAAACCAGUGUUCCCCUUGGACCUGUUCCAGAACAGAACCGCCGCCUUCGCCUACCUGCAAACCUUCCUCCACGGCGUCAUCUUCUACGGCGUCAUCUACAUCGUACCCAUCUACUUCCAGGCCAUCAAGGACCGCACGCCACUGCAGUCCGCGAUCUGGUCGUUCCCCAUGACCGCCCCCUCCUUCCCGCUGGCCAUGGCAGCAGGCAUCUUGAUCUCGGUCACUGGCAAGUACAAGCUGCUGAUUUUCGCCGGGUGGAUCCUCAUGGCUGCCGGUGUAGGAUGGAUGACUCACUGGCACGUUGCCACGUCCAAGCUCGAAUGGGCGUUCUCGCAAGUCAUCGCGGGAGCUGGCUUGGGCAUCCUCUUCCCGAUCACCCUUCCACCGAUCCAAGCCGCGCUCCCGUCGUCUCGACUGGAAAGCGCCACGGCAGCGUACGCCUUCACCCGCACCUUCGGUGCUGUGUGGGGCAUCACCGCUGCCACCACCAUCUUCUCCACGCAGACCGCCAAAAACCUUCGCCCCUACUACGCGCAGCUCAACCCGCUCGGUCUGACCGACUUUACCGUCAUCGCCUUCUCGGAAAGCCUCCGCCACCUGCCGCAGCCAAUCCAGGGCGUAGUGAAGCGUGUCUACGCAGACGCCAUAUCGGACUCGUACUGGCUCUUCGUCCCUCUGGCCAUCAUCGGGUUUGCGACUACGUUUGGGAUGAGGGAGUUGCCGUUGCCGGAUUUCAUCAAGUCCGAGGCAAAGAUGGAGCAGAAGGAGGACUCGGUGCCGGCGUUGGCGAGCGGCGCGGAACAUGCCGUGGUGGGUAUCAGGACAGAGGUGCCGUCUACUGUGCCUUGA